AUGUACGGUGCUUGGGAAAUGCGGAAGAACAUAAGCGCCUUUGCCUUUGAAAAAAGAAGACACAGAUGGGCGUACCUCGUCAAGGGAAAGCGCAUGUCGGAAGGUCUUGAUCCCCUGGUUUGCAUUGGUAAAUGGAAGAGUGCGGCCGGCGAGGACGCUGAGCAUCUGUUUGUGAUUGACAGACAAGCUAGUCACCACGUUGUUCCAUCUAUAGUGCGGCCGGCCAAUCUCAUGAAAGUUCUAACGUCGGAUGCCAAUGCCCUCCAAGACCCAACCCCAGUCGAGGCUCAUGUGAGAUGUGAAGUAGCACAGCACAAACUCCGGCAUGAAAAAAUGAACACUAAACGCAAGUUGACGAAAGAGCAACGUCAUGAAAAGCUUGAGGCGAAGAAGGCAGACGAAGAGAAGAAGGGUAUCUAA
This is a messenger RNA of Laccaria bicolor S238N-H82, 420 nucleotides long. RefSeq lists its product as uncharacterized. Gene Ontology annotation, biological process: mRNA splicing, via spliceosome. The record is from RefSeq and is a predicted model, not a curated record. Lineage: Eukaryota; Fungi; Basidiomycota; Agaricomycetes; Agaricales; Hydnangiaceae. The transcript has a single exon. Gene Ontology annotation, cellular component: U4/U6 x U5 tri-snRNP complex. The coding region runs from base 1 to 420 and encodes 139 amino acids.